AUGAACGACUAUUUAAAAGGUCCCUUAGCUGUAGGCCUUGGCAGUUCCUCGCUAGGGAGAACAAAUGAUAGUAAUACAUUUGAACUUCCAGAGAUGUCAGAAGUGGAAAAAGUGGACUUCACAUAUUCUGAUGCUGACAAGUAUGAGUCUGAGAUAGCAGAAUUGUAUAGUUACACAGAAGAGCCAGAGUUUGGUUCAAACCAAGCCUGCUUUGAGGAACUGGCCAAAGCACAUGGUUUUGAAAAAUGGACAGCAUUGUCAAGAGAGGACCAAAUCAAGUUUAUUGUAAGCCUGCAGGAUGACCUGGAGGUGACUGAAAGGGAGAGAAGAGUUAAAGCUAUCCAGGCUCUACUUUAUCUUGUACAAGGUGUCUAUGGUGAAUGCAAAUCUCAAGACCACAUGUUUGAAGUUAGCAGACACAGUGUACUUCUGUAUUUGGAUCUAGGUCUCUACACCUGUCUUGUCCAGCUGCUUGCAAUGGAAGUUGAAAAUAGCACAUCAGCUUUGAUGGCAUUGAGGAAACCAGCAGUGUCCAUUACCGACAGCAGAGAAUUGAGGUUUCUGUUGAAUAUUUUAUACAUUAUGGUGGAGACAGUGCGUACAUGUGAUGUUGGGAAAGACAUCAAUGAUCCAUUCAUUCAGAAGUUUCAGGAAGCCAGGGAGCUCUUUAAAGAUGAUUUAGUGCAACCUGUGUUUGGGGAGGAUCCACUUUCUGUGCUACUGUUUGGCAUGGUGACCAGGUUCUGCAGUGGCAGUGCACCACAUUACCCGAUGAAGAAAGUUCUAUUGCUGUUAUGGAAAGUUAUUUUGCUAACACUUGGUGGUCUGAGAGAGCUGGAGAAAAGAAAAAAUGAAGUUCGCCAGAAACAUGGGCUGACACCUCUCACUGAAGACUUGUACACUGUUUGUGAGACCAUGAGACCAGCAUCACCACCAGCGUCUGCUGCAGAUCUGAUUGAGCACCAGGUUCCCAGACGAGGGAUGCGUGCAGGCAAAAGGAGUUUGGUCAAACAGAGCAGCCUGGACGACUCGUUUGAGGCAGGUCUUGCCAGGGAUGAAGACGAUGACCUGAUGGAUGGUUUGAAGUCCAGCAGUGAUGAUGAGUUAUCGCCUACUCCUCCCCGCCCUGCCACCCCUACAGUUUCUCAUCGUAGUCUGCCAUGGAAGCCAAAAGUUCGGCAGAAAGACUUGGAGAACUUUCUUGACCACACACGGCAAAAGUUUGUUGGAUUUGAGGUGAGGAAUGAUCACAACUCAUUAGCUGGUCUGCCACAGCCCAUUCACGAAGGUGUCAAAGUACUGAAACAGCACCUGUACAUAUCUCUGUCUGAAAUUCAAAUCAAACGGGAGGAGGAGAUUGCCAAGAAUCCUUUAUCCCUGCCCGAGGCGGAUGUUGAGAAUACACCAGCUGAAAAACUCUAUAGUGCCAUGCUGCCUAAUUUACCACAGUACAUGAUUGCUCUACUGAAGCUGUUGUUGGCAGCAGCACCCACCUCCAAAACUAAAACAGAAUCAAUCAACAUCUUGUCUGAUGUACUGCCCGAUGAGAUGCCAACCACAGUCCUUCAGUCCAUGAAGCUUGGAAUAGACGUCAACAGACAUAAGGAGAUCAUCGUGAAGGCAAUAUCAGGGCUACUUUUGCUGUUGCUGAAACAUUUCAAGUUAAACCAUAUUUACCAGUUUGAGUUCACUAGCCAACACUUGGUGUUUGCCAAUUGCAUUCCAUUGGUACUCAAGUUCUUCAACCAGGACAUUGUUGCUUAUGUGAAUGCCAAAAACAGUAUUCCAGCUUUGGACUUUCCGGAAAAUGUAUUGAGCGACCAGCCAGAACUUACUGCCGAAAACAUUGAAAGUGGAGAUAGCCAGCCGCACUGUUGGAGAAAUAUUUUCUCUUGUAUAAACUUGUUGCGAAUUUUGAACAAGCUCACCAAGUGGAAACACUCACGAACAAUGAUGUUGGUGGUUUUCAAGUCAGCUCCUAUUUUAAAAAGAGCUCUAAAGGUGAGGCAUCCCAUGAUGCAGCUGUACAUCCUGAAGCUGCUAAAGAUGCAAACAAAAUACCUAGGCCGGCAGUGGCGCAAGUCAAACAUGAAGACCAUGUCAGCCAUUUACCAGAAAGUCAGGCACCGUCUGGGAGAUGAUUGGGCAUAUGGAAAUGAUAUGGAUGCAAGGCCAUGGGACUUCCAAGCAGAAGAAUGUGCCUUGAGAGCUUGUGUAGACAGAUUUAACAAUCGCCGCUAUACCAACGGAGGUGGCUUGGAGCCAGAGUUCCGGCCGGUAGACAACAACAUUCUCAGUCUGCUGGGGCAGAACAUUGAGCUGAGCCCAGAAUUUAAGAACAAUUAUGAGCGCUGGCUGCAUUUAGAAGUGUUCUCUCGCCAAAUUGAUUGGGACCAGGUCAUGCUACGAUAA
Messenger RNA from Candidula unifasciata, 2412 nucleotides. The record is from the annotation of a GenBank genome assembly. Lineage: Eukaryota; Metazoa; Mollusca; Gastropoda; Stylommatophora; Geomitridae.